This is a messenger RNA of Fusarium vanettenii 77-13-4, 867 nucleotides long. RefSeq lists its product as uncharacterized. The transcript has a single exon. The record is from RefSeq and is a predicted model, not a curated record. The annotation marks the transcript as partial. Gene Ontology annotation, molecular function: hydrolase activity, acting on carbon-nitrogen (but not peptide) bonds, in linear amides. NCBI's taxonomy places the organism in Eukaryota, Fungi, Ascomycota, Sordariomycetes, Hypocreales, Nectriaceae.
CUGUCCAGCAAUUUCAACCGCGCGGCCGAGUACAUCCGCAAAGCUGCCCAGGAUGGUGCCAGUAUUGCAGUCCUGCCCGAGUACCACCUCGCCGGGUUUCGCGAACAACUGCAGGAUCCCGAGGCAGCCACACGGCAAUCCGCCGAGCACCUGAAGCGCUACCAAACGCUAGCAAAGGAGCUGCAUAUCGGCAUUGUCCCUGGGACGGUGCUCGAGCCCAAGACGCAGGGUGGAGUUGCCGGCGACCACACAGGGCCACUGGCAAAUAUAGCAUACUUCAUAGGCCCAGACGGAGAGCUGCUUGGACGUUACCAGAAGAAGAAUCUAUGGCAUCCCGAGCGGCCUCAUAUCGCCGCUGAUACCGAGUCCCCGCACCGUGCAUUCGACACGCCGUGGGGGAGAGUGGGUCUACUCGUGUGCUGGGAUAUAGCUUUCCCGGAGGCCUUUCGCGCUCUCAUCGCCGACGGGGCGCGCAUCGUCAUCUGCCCAUCAUACUGGGUGGCCGGUGACGGCGGCGAGGGCCAUCGAUUCAACAGCUCAUGUGAGGCGCUGUUUCUACAGAACGUGUGUGUGGCGCGAGCAUUUGAGAACGCCUGCGCUGUCGUCUUUGUGAAUGCCGCUGCUCCACUGGGAAGCACCGACGGCAAGGAUCUUCUUGGCAAGGAGUACGUUGGGCAAAGCCAAGUGGCGAUGCCGUUUCAGGGUUCCCAGGGUACGCUUGGUGCUGCCGAGGGUUUGAGUGUCGUCGAGAUAGAAAUGGAAGCUCUGGAUGUGGCAGAGGGCAUUUAUAAAGUUCGGCAGGAUAUAGCAACGGCUAGUUGGCACUAUCCACUCGCGUACGAGACUAAGAAAAUAGCUAUGAAAUGA